GUCAUUUAGAAAUUCGAUCGAUCCCCAUGAGCCACCUGGACCAACUCAAGCAACUGACGACCGUCGUCGCCGACACGGGCGACUUCGCCUCCAUUGCCAAGUACCAACCGGAAGAUGCCACGACGAACCCGUCGCUUCUCUUCAAGGCCGCGCAAAUGCCCCAGUAUGCCGAAUUGGUCCAUGGUGCCGUUGCUUACGGUAAGGAAUUGACCGGCGUGACGGAGGAAGAACGUUUGGGGCACAUCAUCGAUCAAUUGAGCGUGAACUUUGGUCGCAAGAUCUUGGAAAUCGUGCCUGGUUACGUAUCCACGGAAGUCGACGCGCGCUUGAGCUUUGACACGGAAGGCACGAUCGAACGCGCCCAUCGCAUCAUUGGCAUGUACAAGGCGGCGGGCAUCGGCAAGGAGCGCAUCUUGAUCAAAAUCGCGUCUACUUGGGAAGGUAUCCAAGCGUGCAAGAAGCUCCAGGAAGAAGGUAUCCAAUGCAACAUGACGUUGUUGUUCGGAUUUCCUCAAGCCGUCGCUUGCGCGGAAGCCCAUGCGACCUUGAUCUCUCCCUUUGUCGGCCGCAUCAUGGACUGGUACAAAGCCAAGACGGGCAAGACGUACACCGCCGUGGAAGACCCUGGUGUCCAAUCUGUCACGCGCAUCUACAACCACUACAAGAAGCACGGGUACAAGACUAUCGUGAUGGGCGCUAGCUUCCGCAACACUGGCGAAGUCUUGGAAUUGGCCGGCUGCGACCGCUUGACCAUCUCCCCCAACCUCUUGGAAGAGUUGGCGAACGCAACCGGACCCGUCGUCAAGCGCCUCGACGUUGAAAGUGCCGCUCACAACUACAACCACCCCAAGGUGACUUUCACCGAGAAGGAAUACCGCUUCGCCAUGAACGAAGAUGCUAUGGCGACCGAAAAGUUGUCGGAAGGUAUCCGUGGCUUCGUCGCCGACAUCAUCAAGUUGGAAGAGAUCUUGAAGGCCAAGCUGCAAUAACUAGCUGCACGGACGUGGGUGGCGCGCACGUGCACGACGCUCCACUGAGAUAAUGAAUAUUUUGCCUAUAAGGAAAGCUGGGUCUUGCCAGAGGAAUCGCCG
This is a messenger RNA of Aphanomyces invadans, 1091 nucleotides long. Its product is annotated as transaldolase. Gene Ontology annotation, cellular component: intracellular anatomical structure; cytoplasm. The transcript has a single exon. Bases 27 to 989 code for a protein of 320 amino acids. Gene Ontology annotation, biological process: pentose-phosphate shunt; pentose-phosphate shunt, non-oxidative branch; carbohydrate metabolic process. The record is from RefSeq and is a predicted model, not a curated record. Gene Ontology annotation, molecular function: transaldolase activity. Lineage: Eukaryota; Oomycota; Saprolegniomycetes; Saprolegniales; Verrucalvaceae.